This is a messenger RNA of Owenia fusiformis, 649 nucleotides long. The record is from the annotation of a GenBank genome assembly. Lineage: Eukaryota; Metazoa; Annelida; Polychaeta; Sabellida; Oweniidae.
ACAUAAAUUGGAAAAAUACAGGGUGGUCCAUAAGUUCCAGGAAUGAGUCUGGCAUUUCAACAUUUAUUACUCUUUUUUCCAUGAAAAUUCACCAAAAGGUGUCCAAAUGUGUCCCCUAUGAUUUGUUAAAAUCUGAGGUAUAUUGGAUAAAAAUUGUUGUAUCUGUGGUUGCCAUAGUAACGGCAUGUGUGCUUCAGCGGGGCACGGCAGCAUCGUCACCGGAUGCAUUCCUUGUGUCGUCUGACCCAUUCAGAUUCAAAUAUUUUCCUAAAUCCACCCUCGGACAUCCUUUUGAUCUCAAUAUUAGCCGCUCUAAUGACUUCAUCGUCAUUGUCAAAACAUCGUCCUUUCAGUCCUCUCUUCAUGUGUCCAAAGAAAUAAAAAUCACAAGGGGCAAGAUCCGGGGAAUAAGGGGCAUGUGGGAGCAGUUCAAAGCCUAAGUCCUGUAAAGCCUGAAUGACCCCUGCCGACCUGUGAGAUGGUGCAUUGUCAUGAUGAUACACAAAUGCUUGUCCUGGCCUCUUCUUACUCAGCGCCCGGGCUAAAUGUCUACGAAUCACCUGGAAUGACAGAAUAAAUUCUCAUCAGAACCAGAGAUCUUGAUUUUUAGCAAACAAAUUGAGCUCAGGUACUCUCCAUCAAAACAUAC